Messenger RNA from Vicia faba (fava bean), 711 nucleotides. The record is from the annotation of a GenBank genome assembly. Lineage: Eukaryota; Viridiplantae; Streptophyta; Magnoliopsida; Fabales; Fabaceae.
AUGUUAGCAAUCUCACCUCAUUUGUUUUCAUCAAUAGGAUCAUGGCCCUUUGAAGACCACAUAAGCCAAAACCAUCAUCAAAAUCAACUCUUCAAAGACACUACUCAUCAAUCAUUUCACUUUCAUCAUCAACUUGAACCCAAAACUAAUUCAACUGAUCCAUCACAGGCUACAAGUAGCGACCUUAGCAUGGUGAAGAAGCUUGUUCAUAAUGCUAGUGAACGCCAUCGCCGCAAAAAGAUAAAUAAUUUGUAUUCCUCACUUCGUUCACUUCUUCCUUUGUCAGAUCAAAUGAAGAAGUUGAGCAUUCCAUUAACAAUAUCAAGAGUCUUGAAAUAUAUACCAGAGUUACAGGAACAUGUGGAAGGACUGAUCAAGAGAAAGGAAGAGAUCUUAUUCAAUCUUUCACCGAUAAGCAAAGAAACUCAAAUGAAGAAGCAUAGUUACUAUUCUGGUUUUGUGGUUUCAAGUUGUAGGCUCAAUGAUAGUGAAGUUAGUAUUCAGAUUUCAUGUUACACUACUGUCCACAUGGUGCCACUAUCUGAGACCUUGCUCUAUUUAGAAAAUGAUGGAUUUCUGCUUCUAAAUGUUUCUUCCUCUCAGACAUUUGAAGGGAGAGUCUUCUAUAAUUUGCAUUAUCAGGUGGAUAAAACAAGGAGAUUAGAAUCAGAUAUUCUAAAUGAGAAGAUCUUAUCAAUAAUGGAGAAGUAG